This is a messenger RNA of Adineta ricciae, 2232 nucleotides long. The record is from the annotation of a GenBank genome assembly. Lineage: Eukaryota; Metazoa; Rotifera; Eurotatoria; Adinetida; Adinetidae.
AUGUCACCAUACGGUCGAUGCUCAAGCAAUAGUGCUUGUGGAUGCUUUCCAAUGGCAGGCGCGAGUAACGUUGGUGUCUGUGCUUUUAUGUGGACGUUUUGUGCUGAACUUCAACCAUGCGGGCCUUCGCUGAAUUGUCCAGAUCGGUCCCAUAUAUGCGUUCAUCACAGUCGAUGCGGAGAUGGUCCAAUCUGUUAUCCAGUGUCCAUGAUUGACCGAAGUCUCUGUCCUUCAAUGCAAUCAAUGAUGAAUACUACAAAGACAACAACUGCAAUCACUACACCUGUCACAGGUAUAGAUCCUAUGACCACGAUGAAUACAUAUGAUACCACUGCCCGGAAUAUGUACACAACGUCUACCACGAUUGUAGAUCUCUCGACCAGUGUGGGUAGACACGAUACAACUGACGGGAACGUAUACACAACAGGUAGCAUGAAUAUAAACACGAUGACUAGCAUGGGUAGACAGGAUACAACCGCAGGGAAUAUUUACACAGUAUCGCCCACUACUAUGCACCCGGUCACUAGCAUGGGUAGACAUGAUACAACUGCCGGAAAUUUAUACACUACAUCAUCCACUACUAUACAACCGGUCACUAGCAUGGGUAGACAUGAUACAACUGCCGGACAUAUUUACACUGCAUCGUCCACUACUAUACACCCGGUCACUAGUAUGGGUAGACGCGAUACAACUGACGGGAACGUAUACACAACAGGUAGCAUGAACAUAAACACGAUGACUAGCAUGGGAAGACAUGAUACAACUGCCAGAAAUAUUUACACUACAUCAUCCACUACUAUACACCCGGUCACUAGUAUGGGUAGACGCGAUACAACUGACGGGAACGUAUACACAACAGGUAGCAUGAACAUAAACACGAUGACUAGCAUGGGUAGACAUGAUACAUCCGCGGGAAAUAUGUACACUAGAGAUGUUACAACUACGGACAGCAGGGCUACGAUGAAUAUGGGUGAUACAACUAUGGUUUCACCAUUCGCUUACCGUCAUCCAGAGCUUGAGCGAUAUAUUGCCGAGCACAAACAUGAACGGUUCAUGAUGUUUCCAUUCAAUAACUUAACUGAUCAAGAUAUGGAAAUUGUUGCAAACCAAGCGAUGCGAAAUAACAAGGUACUCAUGGCGCUGAGCAUAAAUUCUAAUCAAAUUGGUGAUAAAGGUGCACAAUACCUCGCUGAGGCUCUACAAAACAAUCCUACAGUCAAAACAUUAUCCUUACAUAUGAAUAAAAUCGGAGACUAUGGUGCCCAGUAUCUUGCUGAUGCUUUACAAAAUAAUACAAUGCUCGAAAGACUAUACCUUUCAUUGAAUAAUAUUGGAAACAUUGGCGCACAAUAUUUAUCGAAUGCAUUAAAAAUCAACACAAGACUCAUAGAACUUUAUCUCUCCAGUAAUAAAAUUUUAGAACAAGGCGCGCAAUCCUUUGCCGAUGCUUUGCGGUAUAAUACAAAGCUGACAACAUUAGAUCUUGCACACAAUAAAAUUGGAGCUCUCGGAACUCGAUAUCUCGCCGACGCAAUCCAACAGAACAAUGUACUCAGAAUUCUUAACUUAGCAGGUAAUCAAAUCGGAAAUGAUGGUGUAGAAUGCCUUGUCGAUAUUCUACAAAAUGGCACAACGUUAAAUGUAUUGGACAUCUCUUGGAAUGAAAUUGGUGAUCUAGGAGCACAAUAUCUUGCUGGUGCCCUAGAAAAUAACGUGGAACUCCAAAGAUUACAUAUUGGCUAUAAUAAAAUCGGACCCAAUGGUGCCGAAUACCUUGCUCAUGGUUUGCAAAAUAAUACGAUUCUAAGGUCAUUAGCUCUCGAAAAUAAUAACAUUACAUCACUUGGAGCAAAGUAUUUCGCUGACAUUAUACGACAAGACACGAUGCUCAAUACGCUUGUAUUGUCAAGUAAUAACAUCGGUGCAGAGGGCGCACAACAUCUUGCUGAUGCACUACAAAAUAAUACAAUGAUGCAAACACUAUUACUCUCAUUGAACAAUAUUGGGGACAGCGGCGCACAAUAUUUCGCUGAUGCUUUAAAAAUAAACGCAGGGCUCACUCAGCUGUAUCUUUCCAGAAAUGGAAUCACAGACAAAGGUGCACAACAUCUUACUGAUGCUUUACAACACAACAAAGUAAUUCGCUUGUUGGAUCUGAUGUAUAACCAAAACAUUUCAUCACCAGUUAAACAACAAUUGAAAGAAAAGGAUCAGCGACUUUCUUUUAAUUGA